AUGGCGUGCAAUGACGCUCGCAGCUCAGUGUAUUCAAUCGGAGAUUUCAUCCGGAGUUUCAGUGACGAUUACGGAGGUUUGUGUCGCCGUGCGGGUAGGAGAGAUAAGGGCUGUGACACAGGGGUGGAGGCCAGGUACUGUACUGAUGUUGCAAGCUUGGUUUUCAGCUGUGAGACAGCAGGCAGAGAGCCUCCGUUCUCACCCCUACAGGUGAGGGGAUGCCAAGGGAAGCCACAUGCAGUGACUACCACCACUGAAGACCUGAAAUCAAACAUCGACCACAUGCAGCUUGUUCUUCUCUGUAGAGAACAAGACUUCAAGUCAUUCGGACAGGAAAUUGUCUUCAGCCCACUGAUAAAGGAUCUGAAAGAGCUGGAGGACAGUGGCAUUGUUUUGAAUAAUGGCAAAGUCAUCAAAGGUUUUGUAUGUGCGAUAGCUGGAGAUAAUCUCGGCUCUCACUGUAUUGGUGGCUUUGUGGAAAACUUCAGCAAGAGUUCCCAUUUCUUGACCCUGACUGCCAUCGAACCCCCCGACCUAAUGUUUAAUCCCGUCACACAGGAUCCUUCAUCUUCUCAAUCCCGCUCUACCUCUCCAAGUCCGUUGAGCUAUGAUAGCUCCGGCAUGACAGUGAAUUUAAGUUCCUGGCCUGAAAUCUUCACUUUUCCUUGGAACAGAAUGCCUACUGGUAUCAGAAACGCCAUUGCGCAGGAGACACGUCCCUCUGCUAAAGACCGCAGGGAAAUGGUACGGGUGGUUGUUGAUGAUAUGAGGCUGAGUGCAUUAAAUCCAUCAAAGUCUCAGUGCCAGACAGUGGCCAGGAAGAUUGUAAGGGAGCAUCCCAAAAGCUUUGCAGAUGUCAUGAAAGAUGGCACUCUAAUUGGCAGCGGCUUUGGAUCCCUUGCGACUCAGUUAAAAACACGGGUAGAGCAUGUUAAUCGUGGGAGCAUUCUCUCUAGACGAAGGAAGUCAAAAAAUGUCUCAAAAUCACCUGCAGAUCUAGCUAGAGGACCAGCUGACCAAUAUGGCUGCGUAAGAUGGCAGCCUGACUGUCCAGUGGACGAAACUGAAGAAAGUCUCAAAGAUAAACAGAGAGAAAUGAAAGACCUCUACAGCACUGAGGGGCCAUCUGGUGCAGAUAGAGGACAUUUGACUCACUUAAUGAAAGCAACCUACUACUUGCAAAGAAAAACUAUCAAUGCCAGCCCACCCCCUUCGAUCACUGAGCUGAAGAAUCAAUGGCCAUAUCUUUUCACACCAAAAGAGCUUUACAGCCAUUUCCAACUGCUUACUGACAUUGACAUACUGCAUAAAAUGGAGCAGGCCGUAGAAGACAAAGGGAAGCUGAUCCUCAAGUUUUUUGAGAAGAAGACAGCAGGGCCUAAUGCAGAUGAGAAAGAGCGCAUCUUGGUCAAGUACAGCGAAGACAAGUGUGAUCCAUUCCCAUGUGUGAUCCUCCUGCUUAUGGCUCACUUCAAAGAGAACCCUGACGAACUCAUUUUGCAGACAGAUGUGUUGGGAACCGCAGCUGAUGCCGAAAGAACACUGCUGCUUCCUGACUCUCCAAGACUAAUUGUCUUAGGUGAAGUGCUCACAUCAAAGGAGUGGAUGCUGAGCAUCGAGGGGCAGGUGGUUGUGCCUCCACACCCCAACUUUUCGGCAGGACUGGCAGCGCUGUUUUCAUCCUACUACAGCUUCAAUCUGGUGUACCAGGAGCAAGCUGCAUGCACCUUGGAAUUCAUCCAAAGAUGUUUCGUUGGAAUCAACCCCAGCAGUGGCACGAAAACAGCAAAGCUGAAGAACACCAUCAAUCCUCAUGUCUCCUCCCUGCUGAGACGGCUGAUGGACUAUGAAUGGCUUUCUGCUUAG
This is a messenger RNA of Scomber japonicus (chub mackerel), 1866 nucleotides long. RefSeq lists its product as uncharacterized. The transcript is spliced from 8 exons. Bases 1 to 1866 code for a protein of 621 amino acids. The record is from RefSeq and is a predicted model, not a curated record. Lineage: Eukaryota; Metazoa; Chordata; Actinopteri; Scombriformes; Scombridae.